Messenger RNA from Besnoitia besnoiti, 1752 nucleotides. RefSeq lists its product as uncharacterized. The record is from RefSeq and is a predicted model, not a curated record. The transcript is spliced from 2 exons. Bases 1 to 1752 code for a protein of 583 amino acids. NCBI's taxonomy places the organism in Eukaryota, Apicomplexa, Conoidasida, Eucoccidiorida, Sarcocystidae.
AUGGAGGCUCGACCAGCCAUCAAAGCGCCCUCUCGCGGAGAGGAGUCUGUGCCACACUCUUCCCCCGUUCCAGGGCAUUGUAACGUCCUGCCAGUUGUGGGACAGCGCGCGCACAUCGCAUCGCAGACGAGCACGACAUUCGUUCAGGCUGCUGUCUCUGCAGAUCAUCAACGCGGAUCAAAGCAGAUGGUCACGCAGAGCCUCUCCCAGUCUACGCAUCUCUGCGAAAUGUCUUCCCAGCUGGGUGGCAGCCGCCGCACGAACACCUUCAGUCACAUGCUUGACCGUCAGUUCAAUGCAUCAUGUACGACAGCCAUGUCCCCCCCUCCACAAACGCCUAGCAGUUCCCUGAGGGCUCUGCCUGAAGCCCCAGAGAAAUCCGUGCUGGGUGCGUCACCGCUGUAUCCUCAGACGCAGGUUGCGCCAAAGUCCGUGAACGGGGCACACGUGCCAAACCCGGCUGCGGCGCCUCUCAGUGGCACAAGCCCGCAUCUGAAAGACGACAUGGACAUGGCGGACCUGCCAGCCAUAAUGCAGUCGAAGGCAAACAUGUCAAAUGAAGCUAUAGUGACGUCGCCGCCCGACCUGGCGAGCGCACCGGCAGCCGAUGUGCCGCUGUCCUCCUUGCCGACGCCUCCGGAGAACACGUUGAUCAUUUUAGACUACGACGACACCUUGCUGCCCACCAACUGGGCGGCCGUCCAGAACCGCGUGGGUCUUAACGAUGCGGUUCCUCCGGAGAUGCUUCCCCCUCUUGCGGAACUGACUGAACUCUGCAUUCAAACCAUCAAUAUGUGUCUGAGCAAGGCAAUGGUUGUGAUUGUGACAAAUGCGAGUGUGGAGUGGGUCAACCGUUCUGGUGAAAAGUUCAUUCCUCAGGUCUUGAGACACAUUCAGUCUCAAGGCAUCGAAAUUAUCUCUGCCCGCGACCGCCUUCAGAGCACGGGUAUGGCGCAACGACAGUGGAAGAUCCAAGUCUUUGAAGAAUUGAUCAACGACGUAUUCGGAGACCGCAUGCGCGAGGGAACUGAGUGUACCGUCAUUUCUAUUGGCGACGGAGAAGGCGAGCGAGAGGCAUGCCUCGAGAUGUGCCGCAAUUUGGGCGUCAACGAAUGGCUCUUCAAGUCUCUGAAGCUCCUGGCUCAGCCAACGUGCAACCAGCUCAUUUCAGAGCACAUUCUCGUCCAGCAGGCCUUCCCUGAGAUCCUCAAGGUCCCCCAGUCUCUAGAUAUGGCUAUUCUCGACUACAAGAACUGCGGCGGCAACGACGCGUCUGCUCAGCCAGCGGCUGCGCAGCCCAUGGCGCAGAAUGCGAACUCGCAGCCAGUCGGCGCGUCUGCGUCGCCUCACAGCGCCCCGUUGCAAACGGCCUCAGGCUUUGCGCGGCCUUCCGCAGCCGUCAGUCCGACCCAGAGGAAGCCGCCGCUCUACAAUGGAUCUGGGGCGAGCUCGAACGGCGGGGCGACAGUCGUCAGCGUUAACGGCGGCCGCGGCGGUGGAGCAGAGGCCGUGCCUCGUGGGGCAGCGUUGAGCGGCGCUUCCGCCACAUCGCUCUAUCCCAAAAACAAUGUUGCAGCAACAAAGUCAGACGUCUCGCCCAACACAGAUGCAUUCGUCGAUCUUAUCAGUGACCAGCUCAAGGCGCACCACCAUGACCCCGUCUCCACCGGCGCGGCCUCGCUGGCCCGGAAGAAGGCGCCGUUCGCGACCGCAGGCGGCUACGCGGAAAAGGCAAAGCUUCUUCGACGGUGA